Messenger RNA from Populus euphratica (Euphrates poplar), 1412 nucleotides. Its product is annotated as protein ZINC INDUCED FACILITATOR-LIKE 1-like. The annotation marks the transcript as partial. The transcript is spliced from 6 exons. Gene Ontology annotation, biological process: regulation of stomatal closure. Gene Ontology annotation, cellular component: plasma membrane; plant-type vacuole membrane. Gene Ontology annotation, molecular function: solute:potassium antiporter activity. Lineage: Eukaryota; Viridiplantae; Streptophyta; Magnoliopsida; Malpighiales; Salicaceae. The record is from RefSeq and is a predicted model, not a curated record.
AUUCUAGUAGAUAUCUCAUUAUGGGCUGAGAGCCCUAGAAAACUUGGAGGGCUGGGCUACACAACUGGGGAUGAUGGUGAAGUUCUGGCAAUCACAGGUUUCGGCCUUCUUGUCUUUCAACUUUUGCUAUAUCCAUGUGUGGAGAGGAUUCUUGGACCGAUAACAGUAAGUCGAAUUGCUGGGGAAAAAACUCAACAAACUGUUAUUAUAUUCAUACCACGAUUGGCAAGUUACCCUUUUAUAGCCAUGUUAUCGGGGCUCGGCCUCAGCGUGGUGAUCAGUGUAGCAUCUACAAUCAAGAGUUUUCUUUCUGUGUCAAUUGCAACUUGCUUGUUUAUUCUGCAAAACAAUGCCGUGGAUCGAAACCAAAGAGGAGCUGCUAAUGGCAUUGCUAUGACAGCAGUGUCCCUUUUCAAAGCGGUCGGUCCUGCUGGAGGUGGUUCGCUGUGAUGUUAAAAUGCAGAGGACCAGACUGUUUUCUUCAUCCUGAAUGCGGUUGACUUCAUUGGAGUGCUGAUGACCUUCAAACCUUUCCGAGCACAAAAGCAAGACAAACAAAAAAUGGGACCAACUAGUUUUCAAAUGUAACAAUGUUGAAUAUAUAUAUAUAUUUGGCAUGGUAUUGAUAUCAGGACAAGGGUUAUUGCAUUUACAAUUAAAGUUUUUUGACUUCGCCUCUGAAGGCUUCAUUUCCUUGCGUAGUACACCAAUAAGAUGACCCCUCAGGUAUGGGUUUAGAGGACAACCCCUCCCAAGCCAGAUGUGACGCUUUGUUUAGGCUUCCCUUGUUAGGUUUACAGAUAGAAGGGUUGUUCUGGAUCGAGAGACCAGUUGGCUCUUCCUAGUCUUGAAUAUGACUGCAUGGGUUUACUUUCUUUCUAAGAGUUAGCUGGCGAAGGGUAAAUGAUUGAAUUUAGGAAUCCAACAUCCUCAGUGGAAGAAGCCAAGCCAGUAGCGAAGAGGGGAUUGAUUUGAACAAAUAAAGUAGUGCUCGGGGCAGCCCCUUAUCGUGAGAGAUUAACGGGUGGCGGGCACUCCAUCCACAAAGGGUGAACUAUGGCUUAGGCUAAAAGGAAAAGGGAUUUGGUUGGCCAUCGCCCUUUGGUUUGGGCUCUUUCGAGACAACUCCUUCCGUUCGAGACUAGUUGCUGCCUGAGACCGUGGAUUUAACUACUCCUUCCUCACCAGCAGGGACCCUUCCUCUGAUUAGGCGCCGAUACUGAGUCAUUCCAGUAGGGAUUGCUCCUUUACUUUAGGUUUAGGUAUCGAUGAGUCAUUUCCUGUAUUUGCAGGGGCUCGAUAGCGAAGGAAAAUGAGCCCGUGAAGUUCCCCCGAGCCCUCUGCUGGACCGGCAGGGUGGAAAGUCUUUCCUCUCUGUUAAUGAGGCAAUAGAUUGGUGUGUUAACAAAUUA